GUACGCGUGUCUUUAGGUUUGAUCACCUCCAACAUCAUCACAUAAGAAGCCGUAUUCUAACACGCUUUAAACAACAAUCUAUUCAGCUCAUCUAGAUUGUUGCUGAUAUCCCACGUCAAUCAUAGAACGGUUCAACAAUCUGUGACAGAAAACCAAGGUUCUUCUCCGACAUCUUUUCUGAGAAGUACUCUUUCGCAAAUCAUUCGAUCGUCACUUUCUUCUGUCAUCGUCAAAUACAUUCUUAACAGCUGCGGCUGGCCCGCCAAAUUCAACUUUGAACAGCAAAGAUGCGUUCUUACAUUUCUAGAACAGCAACCUUUGCUUGGUCACCAUCCAAUAUCCCAAAUGCCGAACCUUUGAUCGUAACAGGAACGCUUUCAGGUGCAUUGGACGAGAGUUUCAGUAAUGACAGCUUAUUGGAAAUUUGGAAGCCAAACUAUGGCGCAGGCGAAGUUGUUCAACCGAUCGCUAAACUUGUUGUCGGAGCACGAUUCAACAGGCUAGCAUGGGGAUACGUUUGUGAAAAGUAUCCGAUGGGUGUGAUUGCAGCUGGACUGGAAAAUGGCGAAUUAAACCUAUGGGAUGCCAAAAAGAUGAUCGAUGGCGUCACGGAUGGAAGUGCUAGCGUUCUGAGAAACAAUCAACAUUCUGGACCAGUCAAAGGUUUGCACUUUAAUCCCAAGCAGCCCAAUUUACUCGCAAGUGGUGGUGUGAAUGGUGAAAUCUUUAUCUGGGAUCUCAGUAAUCCUGGUAAGCCAUUCUCACCCGGUGCACGCUCAUCAAAAUUGGACGAAAUCACCGCACUUAGCUGGAACGGUGAAGUACCGCACAUCUUGGCAACUUCCAGUAGCUCAGGCUAUACCGUCGUCUGGGAUUUGCGCAACAAGAAAGAACUAACCGCCUUGGCAUACGGUGGAGGUGCUGGCACAGCAGGAGGGAACACAAAUGGAAUGGCUCCCGGCGGUCCUUUAGCUAGUGGAGCAAGAAGAGGAAUGGGUGCUUUAUGCUGGCAUCCUGAACAACCUACUCGUUUGGCCACUGCGAGUGAUGACGAUGCCUCUCCUGUGGUAAUGCUCUGGGAUCUGAGAAAUUCAAGAGCUCCUGAAAAAGUUCUCUCAGGUCAUAAUGGCGGUAUUCUGUCUCUCUCAUGGUGCAAACAAGAUGCGGAUCUAUUGCUCUCUUGUGGUAAGGAUAACAGAACAAUUUGCUGGAAUCCGCAAUCCGGUCAAAAUGUUGGAGAACUACCUGCAAGCCAAAAUUGGAGCUAUGACGUGCAGUGGUGUCCCAAGAAUCCAAAUUUAGUCGCAGUUGCCAGCUUUGACGGUAGAAUCAACAUCAAUUCAGUGCAGGAUACAAAUCAACAAGAAACUCCGAUAGAUACAUCUGCUGCACCUACUGAUGUCAAUGACGUCUUUAACUCAUUGCCCGCACAAAGUGAAGCAAACAAUCGAGGAAUCUCGCUUACGCAGCCACCGAAAUGGCUCAAGAAACCCAUCAGUGCAACAUUUGCAUUUGGAGGCCAGCUUGUUUCCACCAGUAACUUGCCAGGGGAGAAGGGACACACACAAAGUGCAGUCGUGCAUCUUCGUGAUGUUGUCACUGAGCCAUCAAUUGCAGCGCGAGCCAAGAGACUGCAAGACGCAAUUGAUUCACAAAGCUUGGCUUCCUUCUGUGCCGAGCGAAGUAGCGAUCCUUCAACAAGACCAGAUGAUGUAGCCAAUUGGAAAGCGUUGCAAACACUCUUCCAGGCCGACAAUCGUGAUGAAUUGGUUACCCUACUUGGAUUCUCUAAAGAAGAAGUUGCUGCCAAGAUUUCAAGCUCAAUUGGAGCAUUCAAGCAGACGUCUGCUGUAACAGCUCCUGGACUCAGUGCUCCUGGUACACCAGGUCUCAAUGGAACAUCUGAAGCUGCUUUAGUGAACGAAGAUAUUGCAUCAACUGCAAAUGCAGUCAUUCCUGGAUUGGACGGUGACAUCAAUGCAGACAAAACACCUCCUGCCACGGCAGGCUUGGCAGAUGUUUCCGCACCAGCUUCAGACAUUGCUGAACCACCAACAGCUUUUGACUCUGAACCCAAUCCGUUCGAUGCUCAACAAAGCAGUGGUGGUGAUGCUGCCGAUCUGUUCAAUUCGCUAGGAUCUGCACCCGCCAAAUCAGCCGUCCCUGAUCAUUUGUUUGCUGGCACUACAACGGGUCCUACCGCAUCCGUGGCUGCAACAGCAGGAUCGCCGAGACCAUCCUCAAUCGCUUCUGAAAGUCUUCGUGCAAAUAAUUUCAGAAUUUAUCCUGAAAAUGAGUCAGAAUUUGACAAGCUGGUCACUCGAGCUUUGGUCCUUGGCGACUUCCAAUCUGCUGUUUCUUUGUGUCUAUCAACAGAUCGUCAUGCAGAUGCAAUCUUGUUGGCCGUUCGUGGUGGACCGGAAUUGUUGGCACGUACACAAAAGGCCUACUUUGAACGUAAGACGGCUUCUUUGCCUUACCUACGUUUGUUCCAGAGCAUCGUUAGCGACGAUUUGUCAGACAUUGUUCAAAAUGCUGAUUUGACUGAAUGGCAAGAGAUCUUUGUCGUCAUCUGCACUUUCGCCAAGCGCAACGAGGACUUUGUCAACCUUGCCGAACAGCUCGGUCAACGUCUCGAAUUCCAAUAUACUCAAACGCAAAAUAGCACCUCUGGAAAGACUUUCCGUAAGAACGCGGUAUUAUGCUAUUUGGCUGCUGGUAAACUCGAAAAGGUUGCAUCUAUGUGGAUUGACGAAAUGAAGGAAGAAGAAAAGGCAUUGCAGCAUGGUCAAGUGAAUGGAACGUCAAUAAAUGCUGAAUCAACAAGCUUAUACUCUGCUCAUGCAGAAGCAUUGCAGUCAUUUAUGGAGAAGAUUAUCGUAUUCCAAAGUGCAGUGAAUUAUGUCGAUGUGGAUAUUGCUCAAGUUGCUUCAAGUGAAGAAAUGGCUGCAGCACGAACAUACAAACUAGCACCUUUGUACGAUCGCAUUCUAGAGUAUGUUGACCUUUUGGCAGAUCAAGGAUUGGUUGCUCCUGCUCUCAAGUACAUCAAUCAAACACCAUUGGACUAUCAUGUCGGAACAGAAAAUAUCAGCGGAUUGGCUCGCGAACGUUUACGUCUUGCCGAUCAAGCAAAGACAGGCGGUCAAGGAGCUGCUGCCGUUACCGCUGCUGCCAAUAACUCUGCUUCGGUAUUUGCAGCCGCUGCUGCUGGAGCUCCAGUCUCUACAAAUGCGUAUGCCCCCGCAGCUGUUAAUAAUACUGCUGCAUCGUAUGAUCCAUACGGUCAAAGCGUCAACUCUGGUUACCGAUCGUAUGGAGCAAGUAACACAUACGAUCCAUACGGUCAAGCAUCUGCAAAUGCUGCUCCCGCUCCAUCUGCAUAUGCACCUCCAGUGCAAGCCAAUGUUCCACCAGCAUUGCAACAACAACCGAUUCAAAGUCAAUCAGCCUAUGCUCCUGUUCAACCUUUGGUAGCCGCACCACCGCCACCAGUCAUUGGAGCUCCAGAUGUGCAGUCCAACUUUGCUCCACCAGCAGGAUCGUAUGGUCAUCAAUCUACGCUAGCAGCUGCUCCACCGCCACCACCGCCAAAGAAGCCAGAUGGGGGGUGGAACGAUAUUCCCAGCAAUUUGGCUCCUAAGCGUACAACAAGUGCAAUGAGUAACAAAUCAUCAGCUCAGCCAAUCACCAGUCCAUUCCCAAAUGCACCUGCAUACAAUAAUGCAAGUUCUACGCCUCCAAUGCAACCUUCUUAUGGUGGCGCUCAACAAGGUGCAGGCACGGGAGCUGUUCCACCUCCACCAAGAGGUAUUCAACCGCCUCGUGGAAUGAUGAGUCCACCUCCAGGAGGUGCUGGCGGACCUUACGGUAGACCUGGAUCUGGUCUUGGAGCACCUUUUGCGCCUCAACAACAGGGAAUGCGUCCACCACCACCACAAAAUGCUGGACCACCUCCAAGAGGUAGCACACCGGGCGGAGUACGACCAGGACCUGGUGGAGGACAGCCGUCAUACCAACAAUCACAGCAGCCACCACAACAAGCACAAAGUGGACCUUAUGCACCCGGACCUGGACAAGUCUCCGUUCCACCACCACCUGGACCUCUUGGACCUGGUCAACAAUCUGGAUUUGGCGGUCCGAUGGGUCAACAACCACCACCUUCACAAUAUGGUGGAGCUCCGCAACAUCAACAAGGACCACCAGGCAGCGGAUUUGCUCGUCCUCCGAUGCCUGCAAUUCCACCUUCAGGUCCACCCUCAAAUGUGCCUCUUCGAUCCACGACACCCGGUGCAGGAGCAGGUGCACCUCCGAACAGAAGUGCAACACCUGCCAAACCAGCGACCAAAUAUCCACCAGGCGAUCGCUCACAUAUUCCCGAUAAUGCAAAACCGAUCUUGCAAACCUUGUCAAAGGAAUUGGCAAGAUUCAAAUCUAUCACGCCACCUGCACAAAAGAGAAUGGCCGAUGAUGUGGAUAAACGUGUAAAUUUGUUGUUGGAUUUGCUCAAUUGUGGAACUUUGGAUGCUCGUACGGUUCAAGCACUGAUUGGAAUUUGUCAAGCGAUCGAUGCACGUAAUCAACAAGCAGCAUUGUCGCAAUACGUUCAAUUGGCGUCUUCAUCUUCUGGUGAUGUGGCAACAGCCUUGUUUGGAUUGAAGCAAGUGAUUUCCAAAUUGAACCAAUAGACAAAGUCGUUUUAAAUUAUAAUCAAGAUUGUUUCCACUUGUAUGCCUUAUGUGUUGUUAAGAGAUGCGGUAAAAUGAAAUACGAAAAAGUUUCCCUACAGAAUCGUCCUCAAUGUUUGAAAUAUGUGAAACAUUAAAAUUACAGAUGCAUAUUGUAGAGC
Messenger RNA from Meira miltonrushii, 4849 nucleotides. RefSeq lists its product as uncharacterized. The record is from RefSeq and is a predicted model, not a curated record. Gene Ontology annotation, molecular function: protein binding; structural molecule activity. Gene Ontology annotation, cellular component: endoplasmic reticulum exit site; COPII vesicle coat. Lineage: Eukaryota; Fungi; Basidiomycota; Exobasidiomycetes; Exobasidiales; Brachybasidiaceae. The transcript has a single exon. Gene Ontology annotation, biological process: intracellular protein transport; endoplasmic reticulum to Golgi vesicle-mediated transport; endoplasmic reticulum organization. The coding region runs from base 288 to 4688 and encodes 1466 amino acids.